GCAAGACCCCUGGGCUUUGCGCGUCCGAUGCUCGUCUCCACCUUCCGGCGGCGCAGCCGGUGGUUUCGCGGAGCGCCCCAGUGUUCGCGCACCCGGUUGAGCCCGCUGCUGGUCCUCCCCUGUCCUCUCCGGCUAGUUCGAAGUCUGUGGGGCUGGAGGGCUUUGCGGUGAGGAACAGAGGCCAGUGUGGAGCUCUUGGGAGGUUGGGGCUGACUCAUCUGGAGUUCCCGACUCCGCUGAGAUUGCACUUGGAAACUUUGCGCUGUGUGUCGGUUUUUGUCUCCCCUGGGGGAGGCUGGAAGGCAGUUCGGCAGGCCCGGUCCGUGGCCAGGACCGUACGCUGGGGGCCAUGGAGUUCACAGCGUCGCCCAAGCCACAGCUCUCCUCCCGGGCCAACGCCUUCUCCAUCGCCGCGCUCAUGUCGAGCGGCGGCUCCAAGGAGAAGGAGGGCACCGAAAACACCAUCAAACCUCUGGAACAAUUUGUUGAGAAGUCAUCGUGUGCCCAACCCCUGGGCGAACUGACCAGCCUGGAUGCUCACGGGGAGUUUGGUGGUGGGGGCAGCAGCAGCCCAUCCUCCUCCUCUCUGUGUACUGAGCCACUAAUCCCCACCACCCCCAUCAUCCCCAGUGAGGAAAUGGCCAAAAUUGCCUGCAGCCUGGAGACCAAGGAGCUCUGGGACAAAUUCCAUGAGCUGGGAACAGAGAUGAUCAUCACCAAGUCGGGCAGGAGGAUGUUUCCUACCAUCCGAGUGUCAUUUUCGGGCGUGGAUCCUGAGGCCAAGUACAUAGUCCUGAUGGACAUCGUCCCUGUGGACAACAAGAGGUACCGCUACGCCUACCAUCGGUCCUCCUGGCUGGUGGCUGGCAAGGCAGACCCACCGCUGCCAGCCAGGCUUUAUGUACACCCAGACUCUCCUUUUACUGGUGAGCAGCUACUCAAGCAGAUGGUGUCUUUUGAAAAGGUGAAACUCACCAACAAUGAACUGGACCAGCAUGGCCAUAUAAUUUUGAACUCAAUGCACAAGUACCAGCCACGGGUGCACAUCAUUAAGAAGAAAGACCACACAGCCUCGCUGCUCAAUCUAAAGUCUGAAGAAUUCAGAACAUUCAUCUUUCCAGAGACCGUUUUCACAGCAGUUACUGCCUACCAGAAUCAGCUGAUAACCAAGCUGAAAAUAGAUAGCAACCCUUUUGCCAAAGGCUUCCGGGACUCCUCCAGGCUCACUGACAUUGAGAGGGAAAGUGUGGAGAGCCUGAUCCAGAAGCAUUCCUAUGCCCGCUCACCCAUCCGUACCUAUGGAGGAGAAGAGGAUGUGCUGGGGGAUGAGGUUCAGACAACACAGAAUCGAGGGUCAGCCUUUACAACAUCCGAGAACUUGUCUCUCAGCUCCUGGGUGUCCUCUUCAUCCAGUUUCCCCGGGUUUCAGCACCCCCAGCCCCUGACUGCACUGGGCACCAGCACAGCAUCCAUAGCAACCCCCAUUCCUCACCCUAUACAGGGCUCGUUGCCACCCUAUGGCCGACUUGGGAUGCCUCUGACACCAUCAGCUAUUGCCAGCUCCAUGCAGGGGAGUGGCCCGACAUUCCCCUCAUUCCACAUGCCCCGGUACCAUCACUACUUUCAGCAGGGGCCCUACGCUGCUAUCCAAGGACUGCGCCAUUCCUCUGCUGUGAUGACACCAUUUGUAUGACUCUUCUAAACCUAGGAGAAUCCAGAUCUAGAAUGUGCAAAUGGAAACAUGAAAGAAUGUCUUUUAUUUCCUGAAGUAUAAAAUUGGAUAUAGCCUCUUUAGUAGACUCUAUCACAGUUCUGUCGUUUGCUGUGUUCAUUUGCUUAAGGAAUUGCGUGAGAACAGUCACUGUGAUGAAGUGUGUGUGUUGGGGGUGGGGGGAAGGGCAGGGGAAAUGUUUUAUGAAAAAAGAAGUUAUAAGCUUAAUACUAUGAAGUAACAUCUAAUGAAGUUCUUUUUAAGUGCAAUAUAUUUAUUUCUGCUAGAAAUGUAUUAUCAACAUUAUGUAAUAUUUGAAGCAUUACAUGUUAUUUGUAAACAGCUUAAAAUUAUAUAUUACCCAAAAUUGUACAGAAGUACACAUGUGCGGAUAUUAAUUUCUUUCAUUAAAAAUGGUGUGUUUUGAUAUAUAUGCACACAUUUACACCUUUCUUUAUC
This is a messenger RNA of Lontra canadensis (Northern American river otter), 2170 nucleotides long. It is a transcript of the gene TBX20, whose product is annotated as T-box transcription factor 20. The coding region runs from base 350 to 1693 and encodes 447 amino acids. The record is from RefSeq and is a predicted model, not a curated record. Gene Ontology annotation, molecular function: DNA-binding transcription factor activity, RNA polymerase II-specific; RNA polymerase II cis-regulatory region sequence-specific DNA binding. Gene Ontology annotation, cellular component: nucleus. The transcript is spliced from 9 exons. Gene Ontology annotation, biological process: cell fate specification; positive regulation of DNA-templated transcription; heart looping. Lineage: Eukaryota; Metazoa; Chordata; Mammalia; Carnivora; Mustelidae.